UAUAAAUCAAUUUUAGUUUAUGUUAAGUUUAUCUAUAAUGAUAAAGUCUUGCAUAUGCUUGUUAUACGUUGUACUGCUAAAUAUAAUUCUAAGUGUAAUGCCCUUUUCUUCAGAAAUUCCUCAAAUCAAAACCAUCUCAAUAUUCUUUCAAUCCCAACUCCUUCAACUCCUAAUAUUUCAUCUAGUGUAGAACCAGCUGUUUUGGCCUUUAGUAGUACUGUUGCCGAUGCUGCAAAUACUGCUUCAAAUACUGCCAGGGAUAUUGCUACUGUAGCCUAG
Messenger RNA from Racocetra persica, 279 nucleotides. Lineage: Eukaryota; Fungi; Glomeromycota; Glomeromycetes; Diversisporales; Gigasporaceae. The record is from the annotation of a GenBank genome assembly.